Exophiala viscosa is the source of this 1468-nucleotide messenger RNA. RefSeq lists its product as uncharacterized. The transcript has 2 exons. The record is from RefSeq and is a predicted model, not a curated record. Bases 63 to 1163 code for a protein of 366 amino acids. Lineage: Eukaryota; Fungi; Ascomycota; Eurotiomycetes; Chaetothyriales; Herpotrichiellaceae.
AUCACUCGCCCACGCUUUCCAACUAUAGUCGCUCUUUACAGCAGCACCACACUCGUUUCACAAUGAAGUCCUCAACUCCCGUGAUCGCCGCUCUGGCUGGCUCUGCCUCCGCAGCUUGCUCUUCAUCCGUCACCGAGAUCUGCCCGACCAACGGUCUUGCUGGUUGCUACCUGUCCACCAUCUACGAUGUUGGCUGUAUCUCCACCAGCGCUACCUCCACCGGAGCAUGGGGAGACUGGACCAGCUCCAGCACCACGUCUGCAACCACGACACCCACCACCACUGCGACCACCAGUGCCUCUAGCACUGGAGAAUGGGAUGACUGGACUUCCAGUACCACCACGACCGCCGCCACUACUUCGUCCGACGGCUGGGGUGACUGGACCAGCAGCACCACAACUGCUGCUACCACUUCGUCCGAUGGUUGGGGUGACUGGACCACCUCCGCCACCACUUCGUGCGACACGACUAGCAGCACUCCUUACGUCGUCACCGAGACAUGGGAGGAAUGGAGCACUGCCAUCACCAUCACCGAGCCAGGCUGGGAUGAGUGGACGAGCAGCACCACUGCGCCUGCGACCACCACACCUUCCAUGAUCACCGAGACCUGGGAUGACUGGGACAGCAGCUCGACCAAGACCAAGCCGUCGACCACCAUCCCAUCCAUCAUCACCGUGACCUGGGACGAGUGGGACGGCAGUUCCACCAAGACCAAGCCGGCGACCACCACGCCCUCGGUCAUCACCGAGACCUGGGAUGACUGGGGAAGCACUGUCACCAUCAGCACUGGCAGCAGCAGCUCCAAGGCCUCAACCACUACCAAGGCCUCCACCAGCAGCAAGGCCACGACCACGCCAGUCACUGUCACCUCCGUCUCCACUGGCACCUGGGACGACUGGUCAUCCGUCAGCUCCUCCGAUAGCUCCUCAUCCACCGGCUCCUCAUCCACUGCCACCGACGGCACAUGGGACGACUGGGGUUCUUCCACCGCCGCCAGCAGCGUGUCGACCAAGACCCCAGAUGCCACCUCCACAUGGGCCACCUCAUCCUCAUCCGCCGCAUCCUCCACCAGCGUCUCCCCCGCCGUGUGGACCGGUGCUGCCGCCUUGCCCAAGGUCGAGUUGUCGAUUGUGGCUAUCGCUGCUCUUGCCUUUGCUCUUUAGAGAGAUGCAAGUACUCGGCAUCCGUUGUCAUGCACUGCGGAAACAGGAGCUCGGAGUGGUUCUGGCGUUGUCUGACUUUCUUUCUUCUUCCCCUCCACCCCUUUCUUCAUAGAUUCUGACUGGGAGGUCAUUCUUUGGCCACGAGCUACAGUAACGAUUUCACUCUUAAUUUCACCUCAGUUAGUUGUUUGGAUGUUGAAUGACAUUUAAGGAAAAUUAUACUUAUGCAGACUUUAUCAUUCCUGUGGCUUUGUAUGUGUAGCGCGAUAUUCAAUAUGGCCGUCCGAGAUCAAUUCUUUAUUUGG